Molecule: messenger RNA, 756 nt
Organism: Caenorhabditis remanei
Lineage: Eukaryota; Metazoa; Nematoda; Chromadorea; Rhabditida; Rhabditidae
Exons: 3
Coding region: 1-756 (251 amino acids)
Source: RefSeq, a predicted model, not a curated record
AUGCGGCUUGUUUUUAAACUAUUCCCAUAUUUUCUGUUUCUCGUUCUUGUCGAUUCGUACAUUACGGAUCUCCGCUACCCGGCAGUUUGUCUUGACAAGAUUGCCAAACCAUGCGAGUCUGAAAUAAAGAAGAAAAAAGUUGUUUUGAAAAAAAUGUUCAAUUCCACCAAAUACCACCUUAUCAGUUUUCGUUCUAAAUUCCCACCUUUAUCAGGAAUAUUCAAGAAUUAUACCGAGCAAUGCCAAAAUGUUAUGAAAUGUGCAUCUGGCUUGGAGUGUUUCAAAGGAAGGUCGGACAGAGAUGUAUUUAAAGCAUCUUGUGAUGAUGUGGGCGCAAGAAUAUAUGAGUUUGAUAAGGACUGCUUGGUAUACUUUCUGAGAGAGAUUUAUGACGGUCGACAUAAUUGCACACCUGGAAUAAUUGUUAAAUGCAUGGAAAACGUUUGUUUGUUAUCUCAAAAUUAUUGGAGUAACAGAACUACAGAAUCCAGCGACACUACUCAAAUGUUAUUCACGAAUCUUACCAAAGUCUUUAUGCACCGCCCGAGACUGUUGGGGUACAAGUGUAUGGAAAACGCGAGGUUCUCCAAGUUUUACAGCGAUUACGUGGAUUGUGUAAGGCAUGGCAAUGAUGGCAAUUGUCUAAUGUCAGUAAUUAUGAAAAUGUGUCGAAAGGAGAUAUUAGCGGAUUUUGUGGAUUUCGAAGUGCAUAUGGGUUCGGAGAAAGAAAUGUGCGACACUGGAAAAAAUGAUUAA